Messenger RNA from Scomber japonicus (chub mackerel), 1725 nucleotides. It is a transcript of the gene shisa6a, whose product is annotated as protein shisa-6. The record is from RefSeq and is a predicted model, not a curated record. NCBI's taxonomy places the organism in Eukaryota, Metazoa, Chordata, Actinopteri, Scombriformes, Scombridae. Gene Ontology annotation, cellular component: postsynaptic density; dendritic spine membrane; AMPA glutamate receptor complex. Gene Ontology annotation, biological process: regulation of short-term neuronal synaptic plasticity; regulation of AMPA receptor activity. The transcript has 8 exons. Bases 1 to 1725 code for a protein of 574 amino acids.
AUGGGGAUAAAGCACCUUCUGCUUCUUUUGAUUUACUUAGACCCGCUGAAUGUCCUGUGCGCCGCCACCACCAACAAAAAGAGCAAAACCCCGCCGAGGAGGAACUCAAAGGUGAAGGAGGUCAACGGCAGCACCACUGUGGUCCCGGCGGCCAUCCCGGGGAGGAUCACCCAAGUCCAAGCUCCCUCGAUCGGCGUCGUCCAGCACGACACCUGCCUGGGCUACUACGACGUGAGCGGGCAGUUCGACAAAGAGUUCUCCUGCAACAACACCGCGCACCGAUUCUGCUGUGGCAGCUGCCUCCUCCGUUUCUGCUGUGAGGACCGGGGGUCGCGGUUGGAGCAGAAGAGCUGUACCAACUACAACACACCGGACUGGAUCAAAACCCAGCCCCCUUCACCGGCGCCAACAGGUGAUAUUUACGACCCGGAGCUGGACCGGACCAACACCACGGUGUACAUCACCUGCGGGGUCAUAACGCUCAUCAUUGCCAUUGGGAUUUCUGCUAAAGUUGCCUAUGAUAAAGCCACCAAGCCCCCUCAGGAAAUGAAUGUGCACAGAGCCCUGGCAGAUAUUCUGAAGCAACAAGGACCGGUUCCUAUAUCUCAGUACGAUCAUGAAAACAGCGUAGUGAUCGACGGGUCACCCAAAGAAGAGACGCCGCUCAGAACUUCGAAGAAUCACUACACACCUGUUCACGCCAAGCCAUCAAACCACGGUCACUAUGGGAAAGAAAACAUGCGCAGUGGAGGCCAAGACAUGCACAACUUCAUCUCCUCUGGCUUUGUGACAAUUGGACGUGGACACUUGAAAGCGCAGCACUCCAUAGACGAAUCCUGGCAGGGCGAUCUGGACAUCCCCGUCUCUUACGGAAACCACCACCAUGACUAUCAGCACAGCCACCUGGACCUGACUGCACUCACACCUAAAAUGGCCCACAGACAAAUGAGAUACGAGCGACCCCAGCGGAUGAACAACAUCCUGACCUCGGCCACGGAGCCCUACGACUUGUCGCUCUCCAGAUCUUUCCAGAACCUCAGCCAUCUGCCGCCCCCCUACGAGCUGGCCCUCAAGUCUGACUUAAGUAAAUACUCCUCCUCUCUGCACAGAUUAAGUGAUAAGGACAUGGAUGAAUACUACACAAGAAAGCAUCACCAUCAUGACUUUGGCGGCCGGGGACCGACACACAUGGUGAAGCUGAAUGCAGAGCCUCCGCAACACCAGCAACACCAGCAGCGUCAGCGUCCCCAUCGCGUCCAGAGGGCCAUGUCCCAAGAUCAUGUCCUGUCUCCUCCCAGGACGCCUCGUCGCGGAGACUACGGCCUGUCUUCGUACGGCGUCAUGGCAGCUGCUGCAUACGGGAGCAGCCGCCACCUGUCAGAGGAGCAGCUACUGUCAGCGGACCGCCUCCACUCCCAGGAUCCUUUGCUGUCCCCGGCCAUGCGGCGUGACAAGUUCCGGGAGAAGGCGAUGGCACGGGCGAUGUCUCACGCCGACAUGCUGAUGCCCACAACGCCUGUCGUGGAUCGCCACAAGAUGACGAAGAUGCACUCUCAACCCAGUGCCUCUAACGACUCCUACAACACGCUGACGGUCAACCACGCGUCCACGUCUAAGAGGCAGGCGUUUGCCUCCCGACGAACACACACGGUGGACCACCUACAGUACAUUCCCGGCCACCACCACACAUACCGCACUGCCAGUAAGAACGAGGUAACUGUUUAA